AGCUAUUUAAAAAUGGACUUUUCCCUUGCACAGCAAGACAAAAUCAAAUGCCACCAUCUUUGCUUAUACCCCAAAGCACCCAACCACACCACUUAAUUGUAGUCCCCCAGAAAAAAUAAAAAGCACAGAGCUCCAGACACGAGAGAGAGAGAGAGAGAGAGAGAGAGAGAGCUCUUCUUCUGUUGCACUGUGAGAAGACUUGUUAUAAAAUGCUUCUUGAACAAGAAUAUUUGAAUGUGCGUGCUAAGGUGGCCUCACUCCCAACUGACCUUAAUCAUGCUGUUGCUUCUCCACAUAAUAUAUUCUUAAUGAUCUGAGUUUCUCACCACAUGGUGGACAAGAAUCCGCCCAUUUCAAACUAUCAGCAAUUUUUCCGCGCCAAGUCGACUCUGUCACAGACGAUGGUGGCUUCAACUCCUGCCAAAAUUCUCAUUGGCAUCCCUUUAGAUGCAGACUACAGCAAGGAACUUCUGUCUUGGGCAGUCCGAGUUUUAGCCCAGACAAAUGACACCAUAGUUGCCUUACACGUUCUUGUAAAGGAGCAGACAAAGAAGCUGACUUUAAUUACCAAAGACCAAACUCGGUUCCGUCGAGCAAAGGCGUUUGUCAUAUCCGUGAUGGGAGAGUUUGCCAAGGCUUGUCAGUCCAAGCAGAUAAAUUUGGAGGCAAAGGUUGCCUUUUGCUCUAGCGUUGGAAGAGGCCUAACUGAGGAAGCAAAUCACAUCACCGCCGAAUUUCUUCUUGUGGGUGGCUCUAGAAACAGAUCAAAUGGAACCUUACAAGAAAUUCUGAGGUAUUGUUUCCAGCAUGCCCCAGACAAUUGCGCAGUGAUAUCAAUUGGGAGGUGUCCAAAACUGCGACAGAUUUUGGACUCAGAUUCCUCACAUUCUAAAGGCCUUCGGCAAUUGAGUUCGAGGGGGUUGAGCAAGAGCAGUUAUGUUGGCGGGCCUGCUUCCUCUGCUCAAACUUUAGCUGUUUCGAAAGCGAAAAGAGAAAAGACUUCACCAAAAUCUGUGUUAGUUGGGUCAGAAAGAGAAUCAAAUAGCACGGAAGAAGACACAUCUAGCUUUGAGGAUUCUAGCGUCACAGAAUCGCCUCCCCAGGGCCCCAAACAUAGAAGAGGUCAACGCCACACAAGGAAGCAAUCAUCAGUGCUCAAGCUUAUCUCUUCUUUCUUCAACUCGCCAUUUGAUAUAAAUGGAAGAGAGAGAAAUGAAAAUUCACUCAAUCCCGAAAAGCACCAAUCAUUUUUAAGGUGCUUCAGCCACGAAGAGAUUUCAAAAGCUACUAAUGAUUUCCACCCUGAAAAUUUGGUGGGACUUGGUGGAUACUCAGAAGUAUACAGAGGUGAUCUUUCCUGUGGAAGGGAGAUUGCAGUGAAGAGGCUAGCCAAGGAUAACUCUGACCAAAACAAGGAAAAGGAGUUUCUCGUGGAAUUGGGCAUAAUUGGACAUGUCUGCCAUCGAAACACUGCGAAAAUAAUUGGCUUCUGUGUUGAAAAUGGUUUCCAUCUGAUCUUCAACUUCUGUCCAAACGGAAAUCUGGCCUCUGCCCUGCAUGGUGGAACAUGCAACUUACUAGAAUGGUCUGUUAGAUACAAGAUUGCCACGGGAAUUGCAAGGGGUUUGCAUUACCUUCACAAAUGCUGCAAGCACCGAAUAAUACACCGCGACAUAAAAGCAUCUAACGUCCUCCUUGGGACAGAUUAUGAGCCACAGAUUACGGAUUUUGGGCUUGCAAAAUGGCUUCCAAACAAAUGGACUCACCACGCUGUGAUGCCCAUCGAGGGUACAUUUGGAUAUCUUGCACCGGAGUAUUUCAUGCACGGCAUUGUAGAUGAGAAAACUGAUGUCUUCUCAUUCGGGGUACUUCUUCUGGAGAUCAUAACUGGACGGAAGCCUGUGGACUCAUCAAAACAAAAUCUUCUGCAUUGGGCACAACCACUUAUGGAAUCUGGCGACAUCAUCAAACUAGCUGAUCCAAAACUGGGAGGCAAAUACGAUGUGGAUCAAGUGCGUCGACUAGUCCUGGUAGCUUCAUACUGCAUAAGACAAUCCUCCAUGUGGCGGCCAUCGAUGACAGAGGUGUUAGAAUUUCUAACUAGUGAUCUUGACUCUGAGAUUGCAUGGAGCUGGAGGAUGUCAAAGUGCACGGAUUAUGAUACGGAUGAUUACUCCAUGGUGGUUGGAUGCAAUGUUUCAACAGAUAUUAUUUUGGAGGAUUUAUAAUACUCGACCCCAUUCCCCACUUUCUUUUCCCCCAUAUUGUUUUGGCUUUAUUGUAGGCUUUUCUUGUAAUGGGAACAGAGAAUCUUGAGUUGAGUAGUAGACCAGCAGCCUAGCCCAAAAAGAAGAAGAAGAAGAAGAAGAAGAAGAAGAAAGAAAGAAAGAAAGAAAGAAAGAAAAAGAAAGAAACAAGAAUAGUAAAUCAGAAGCAACCUUUUUGGCUUUCAUCUAUGUAAUUUAUGUCAUUUUGGAUAUUUGGAUAAUUCUAUAUGAAACAAUCAAGGGAGGUUUGAAGUGGAAA
Molecule: messenger RNA, 2526 nt
Organism: Malania oleifera
Lineage: Eukaryota; Viridiplantae; Streptophyta; Magnoliopsida; Santalales; Ximeniaceae
Product: probable receptor-like serine/threonine-protein kinase At5g57670
Exons: 10
Coding region: 330-2228 (632 amino acids)
Biological process (GO): protein phosphorylation
Molecular function (GO): ATP binding; protein kinase activity
Source: RefSeq, a predicted model, not a curated record